Momordica charantia (bitter melon) is the source of this 3555-nucleotide messenger RNA. It is a transcript of the gene REN1, whose product is annotated as Rho GTPase activation protein (RhoGAP) with PH domain-containing protein. The record is from RefSeq and is a predicted model, not a curated record. Gene Ontology annotation, biological process: signal transduction. NCBI's taxonomy places the organism in Eukaryota, Viridiplantae, Streptophyta, Magnoliopsida, Cucurbitales, Cucurbitaceae.
AUUGAGAUGUGAAGAGAGAGAAAAAAAAAGUCAGAAGGUGAAAAUUACAGAAACGUCCUUCCUCUCUUUCCCUCCUACACGUUUGCAGUCCGUAGAGAAGGACCAGGAAAUCGGGUGACGUGUACAACUGCCGCCCAUUCGGCGCUUGCUUGACCUCCGGGCUUCCGUUGAAGAACAUUUCUGGCUCAAGCAAGAGAGAGAGAGAGAGAAAGAAGAGAGAGAAACAGAAGAGAGAGACGCAAAAGUCUCUGUUUCACUUUACGCUCCUCCCCUCCACCUCGCUCUCCUUUCUUCUCCUUCCACGGAAGAGAAAAUUCUUUCCCUCUCUCUUUUUCAAAUUCGAGCUAUGUUUUCGUAACCAUCGCUCUUCUGAUUUGCUGAUUGAUAUGGUGCUCUGAUUUGCGGAUACGAAGAUGGCUAACCGAAACGCCGAGCCUUCUCAGGGAGAAUGCGGCGCUCCUCCGCCUCCGCCGCCGCCUCCUCCACACGAUCCUUCAUCUGGUGCUCGUGUUGGCAACACGGUUUUCAAGAGUGGACCACUUUUCUUAUCAUCUAAAGGGAUUGGAUGGACGUCCUGGAAAAAGCGAUGGUUCAUUCUAACACGUACUUCACUGGUUUUCUUUCGAAGUGAUCCAAAUGCUGUUCCUCAAAAAGGAGGUGAGGUGAACUUGACUCUUGGUGGCAUUGAUCUCAACAAUUCAGGCAGUGUUGUUGUGAAAAGUGAAAAAAAACUCUUGACUGUGCUCUUUCCUGAUGGUCGAGAAGGACGGGCAUUCACACUCAAGGCUGAAACAUUGGAGGAUCUCUAUGAGUGGAAGGCUGCACUGGAAAAUGCUUUGGCACAGGCACCUAGUACUGGCCAUGCUAAUGGUAUCUUGAAGAAUGAUAAGAUUGAGCCAAAUAAUGGGUCUUCAGAGCCGUCGAAGGAUAGCCAACCACAGCUUGUAAGACCAAGGGUCCUUGGCAGGCCAAUUUUGCUUGCUUUGGAAGAUGUUGAUGGAACUCCCUCUUUUCUGGAGAAAGCCCUUAGGUUUAUAGAGGACCAUGGAGUCAAAGUAGAAGGCAUUUUGCGACAAGCUGCAGACGUUGAUGAUGUUGAACGUCGUUUGCGGGAGUAUGAGCAGGGAAAAUGUGAGUUUUCUCCAGAAGAAGAUGCACAUGUCGUUGCUGACUGCGUGAAGUAUGUCAUCCGGGAGUUACCAUCAUCUCCAGUUCCAGCAUCUUGCUGUAACGCAUUACUAGAAGCAUGCAAAACUGAUCGAGGUAUCAGAGUAAAUGCUAUGCGAUCUGCAAUAUAUGAAACCUUUCCAGAACCAAAUCGCCGUUUACUGCAGAGAAUUCUCAUGAUGAUGCAAACUGUAGCUUCUCAUAAAGCUGUGAAUCGAAUGAGCUCUUCAGCUGUGGCAGCUUGCAUGGCUCCCUUACUCCUUCGUCCUCUUUUAGCUGGUGAUUGUGAGAUUGAAACUGAUUUUGAUGUGGGGGGUGAUGGUUCUAUUCAACUUCUGCGUGCAGCUGCAGCAGCAAACCAUGCUCAAGCCAUAGUUAUUACUUUACUGGAGGAGUAUGGCAAAAUUUUUGGGGAAGGUUCUAUGUCCCCUAUAUUGUACUCUGACGAAGAGAGUGGAAGUGAGAGUGAGGAAGCAACUGAUGAUGAUUUGUCUUAUGAUGAUGAAGAACAAGAUGAUGCCACUGGUUCUGAUGCAGAAACAGACGAGGAGAUUGAAUCAAAUGGAACCUGUAGUGGAAGUGUUAAAUCUGAAAAGCAUGAUUUAUAUGACAAUAAGGGCAUUGAAGUAUCAAGUAUUAUUUCGAAGAAUUCUGAUGAGUGUGAUCUAAAUAGAACAAAACCAAGCUUUUCAUCAAGUUCCUCAAAAACUUCUUUGCCUAGACAUGGAGAAGUUCGAAGCAAGCAGCGCAACCAGGACCAAGUUGAUCCAGGUAGAGGUGGUUCACCAAUCCAGGAUGACAAGUCUUGUGAAGUUGAAUUUCCAUCUGAAGAGGCAAAUAGCUUUGAAGGUUCUCCAACUACAUCUAAUAGAAGUUCCCACAUGUCAAGGCGUCUCACUGUUUGGGGACGCACGCCUGCAAAGAAGAACCUCUCCAUGGAAUCCAUUGAUUAUGCACCCGAUGAAGAGGUUGAAAUCCAGAAACUUGAGGCUACUAAAUGUGAACUGCAAAAUAAAAUCUCGGAGGAGGUUAAAGAAAAUGCGAUUCUGCAAUCCAGUCUGGAAAACCGAAAGAAGGCCUUGCAGGAGCGUCGUCUAGCUCUUGAGCAAGAAGUGGAAAGACUAAAAGAACAGUUGCAAAGGGAGAGAGAUCUGAGGCUGGUUCUUGAAACAGGACUUAAAAUUUCUCAAGGCCCGUUACCCAAUUUAGCAAAUAUUAGUGAAAAGACAAAGGCAGAUCUUGAAGAACUAGAUCAAGCAGAGAAAGACAUUGCCAACCUAAACAACAUGGUGGAUGAUUUUGAAGGACAGCUUGGUAGGCUACGUGAACAGAAAAAUAAUUUGUCAUCUGAUUCACGUAACGUCUCCCAACAAGGACAGAAUCAUCAAGCAAAAUUGAAGGAUAAGAAGAAGGAUGCUGGAGCUUUAGCCCCUUCGCAUAAGCAGGAUAUUCAAUCGGGUCAGGCAGAAAGUGAAAAUGAAAAGAAGACGGAACCAUCAUCUUCCAUUGUUAAACAUUCCCCUCCAUACCAUAAUCUUGAUCCUCGUAAUGCCAAUGUUAGAUCACCGACCAAUUUAUCUGCUUCUGAGACAGUACCAAGGCUAGCGACUAUAGUCAAUGCUAAGAGAAUUGCUGCGAGGGUUGAGGGUUCAAAUCAUACUAAUUCAGCAUUGACAAAGCUUACGACUAGACUCAACUUUUUGAAGGAGCGUCGCAGCCAGAUAGCAAAUGAACUCCAGAAUAUGGACCGAGGCCGAGCCUCAGGCCAACCGUUUGAGAAUUCCGAAAAGGGCAGGGGACUUGAAUCUCAGCGCUUGAGCCCAAAUUUGAAUGAUAUUCAAGGGUCUGACAUGCAAUCUAUGCGAAGUCCAGAAACUAGCAAGAUGGCCAACAAUCUCCAAUCCAUUCAGGACUCCGAUAAGAGAGCGGGAACUGAUGGCAGCCAUGCCUGAAAAUCGGAUGCUGAUAAAGGAACAAGAUCAGGAGGCCAAAGCCAGAGCAGUUUGGAUAGAGGAAGAUCAGAAAGGCAAUCUGCCCCUUGAUACAGAUUAAGGUCCUGGAAAUGAUAGCAGCAGCAGACCUUUGGCAACGCCAAGGUUGAAUACCAGAUGAUACUGAGUGAGUUUUGAAGACCUCUUCUGAUUUAUCAGUUUAUUCUGGCCUUGUGAAGUGGUUGAAAUUUGAAUUUGACUCUGAGGUCUCAAACUGUGAAGUGAAGAACCUUCACACUGGAAAAAAAAAAUAAAAACAAAAAAAGAAGCCAAGAUGUACAGAUGGAACCAGUUUCUUGGUCAAAGCUGAUGAUUUUCUUUUUUUUAUUUCCCUUGUUGGUUUCUAUUUCUUCUUCUGGGUCAGUGAAUAGUUCAAAUAUUGUAUAGGAAGGAUCAU